AAUAGUAAUAAUAGAGACAAAAGAGACCGAAUUAUUUAUUUUCACUAACAAAUCGAAUGUUUAUUUGUUUUGAUUGAUUGUAUGUUUGAAACAAAACAACAAAAUAAAUAACAAUUACUUUAAUCGACUGAUUGUUUGUUUGUUUUUAUCGUUCAAUUGAUUGACAAUAAGUGUCAAAAAAAUUUGUGAUAUUAUUAUUGAAAGACAAGAAUCAGUUUAUUUUUUUGUGACCAAUGAUGUCAUAUCUGGCAAAGAGGGCCCGAAUCGAGUCCGUCGACGAUCAUAAAAACGGCGCCGCAGUCGGUGGCCAACACUCGGCCGCAACCGUCGACCACAAGGAACAGCUUUUGCUUCACAUUCACGAACUAUAUCUACGCAAAGAUUUCGCUGAUAUUGAGUUUAUCUUCGGACCGGACACUGUCUACGGCCAUAAAUGUAUUCUCGCCGUAAACAGCAAAUGGCGUCAUCUGUUAAGCGAUGAAAGCCGUGUCGAUAUGGAGGACACACCGAUUGUUGCGUUCAAAGAACUACUACGCUAUCUAUACACCGGUCAACUCGAUCUCGAAGACUACGAACCGGAUAUGUUGUCUGAAAUCCGUCAAUUGGCCGAACGCUUCGAUAUGGAUGAACUGUUGCGUCCGAUAGAGGACAGAGAAAGUCUGACCAUUGAUAUGAAUAAUUGCGUACAAAUUUUCGGCGAGAAUGAGGUAGACUCGCAACUCGGCCGCCAAUGUUUGGCAUUUAUAGCGCACAACACUCAGGAUAUCUUCUACGCCGACGACUUCUACGAACUCGAUGUCGACCACAUCGUUGCUGUUUUCAAUUCAAACGAUCUAAAUGUGACGGAACAGCUGGUCUUUGAAGCCGCUAAGCGAUACAUCUCCGGCAGUGGUGCUCGCGAUGUGGAUAAGCGUCGAGUGUUGAGUGCCGUCCGCUUCUCUCUAUUGCCAUACGACUACAUCUGGACAACAGUUCGUCGAUUUUUUGAAGAGAAAAAGUUGAUGUCUUUCGAUGAAUUGAGUGCUAUGUCUGCGGCCAAAGCUAAGCUCACUGACCAUAAGCCAGAGGUCAGAAAUCGCGCACAUUGUUUGACCAGCGGUGCCGAUGUGGUUGCUUUGAGAGGCAAAUACGAGUUAUCCACACGUGUAUUGCGUGGAAAAAUUGGCGAUUUGGGAGAGGAAGCCAAUACUCUUGAGUUAGAUCUUGGAUUGUAUUAUCUGGUCAAUGGUUUUGGUGUUUGGAUGGGAAGUUCAACCAAAGCCCGAUUUGCAUUCAAAAUGGAGACAUCACUGGAUGGCCGACUGUGGCAAACACUGUAUGACUUUACCAAAUACCAUACGAGCAAUAAACUUGAACUGACUUUUGAUCCAUUGGUGUUACGUUACAUACGUGUCUCAGAGAUGACCAGUUAUGCCGAUUGGGCUGAAAAUCGUAAAGAGUUAGUGGCAAAACCAAUACGUCGUUUGAUGAAUAUUGUCGGCGCUUAUCAAGAGCCGACGGGUGUUGUCCGACUACGGGAACAUCUCUUGUCAUCAAAAUAUCUAUUUCAAGAUAUGGCCUGCGAUUUCAUCUACAAGUCUUGGUAUAAGAAGAAUAACAAAAAUUUUUACGUCUGUGCAUUCAAUGACCCAAUUGUUUGCAUACUAUCACAACCGGUAUGGAUGGACACCAUUAGUCUGUCGCUACCCGACGAUGAAGAGGAACGCGAGUAUAACUUUUUAGUUGAGAUCAGUGCCGAUCCGGAAGUACAGUUAACAGCCAGCAGUACUUCCAAUAAGACAAGUAAUAACACUGGGAGUCGGGAGUCGUCACGUCGUGGCGGCGACAAAGUGGCACCGCUUAGACCCACUACAGCCAAACGAGUCACUCACUGGCUUACAGUCGGCGACUUUCGCGAUGAGGGCCGCAAAGGGGAUGUGGAGGUGACGUUUGAGCCAACGAUUGUAAAUGUCUUUCGUAUUACUGGUACUAAUGUCCAGAACUCGAAGGAUAAGAUUAAACAGUUUGCCGUUGAAAUACGUCUCUAGUAAUCGACGGACGUAUUAAUUGGCAAUCAUUUCUCAUACUUUACCGAACUCUACGGGACAUUAUAUUUGAUUCAAUUAAAUUUUAUGUCCACAGAAUCGGUAAUUUAUAUAU
This is a messenger RNA of Oppia nitens, 2139 nucleotides long. RefSeq names its product BTB/POZ domain-containing protein 9-like. The record is from RefSeq and is a predicted model, not a curated record. Gene Ontology annotation, biological process: adult locomotory behavior; modulation of chemical synaptic transmission; circadian behavior. The coding region runs from base 234 to 2027 and encodes 597 amino acids. Lineage: Eukaryota; Metazoa; Arthropoda; Arachnida; Sarcoptiformes; Oppiidae. The transcript is spliced from 4 exons. Gene Ontology annotation, molecular function: protein binding.